This is a messenger RNA of Pomacea canaliculata, 3374 nucleotides long. Its product is annotated as 39S ribosomal protein L48, mitochondrial-like. Bases 451 to 1326 code for a protein of 291 amino acids. The transcript is spliced from 5 exons. The record is from RefSeq and is a predicted model, not a curated record. NCBI's taxonomy places the organism in Eukaryota, Metazoa, Mollusca, Gastropoda, Architaenioglossa, Ampullariidae. Gene Ontology annotation, cellular component: mitochondrial ribosome.
GAUAUUUAAUACAUUGUUUUGUCCAAACGUUGUUCUUAAACCUUUUCUUUUCUCGGGGAAUAAGAAUUAAUCGCAACAAAUAUUUAAGAAAAUUGAUCUUAGAAGCAUAUAAAUUUUUAGUCAUUACUUGAUAGUAGUGCAGUAUCAGAGCAGCAACAGCAGAUAGACCAGUUAGUAUCGCUAGAUUAUUUCAGCUGAUUGAGACCAUGACCCACAUAGCAAAGCAUCUGCUAACAAGAAAACAGCUGUGUUUAAACAGUAUCAUCCGUCACUGUCAGAAGCACAUUUUAAGCGUGUCUGACUGGAAUAGUGGAAAGCUCAUUGCCAAGAACCGAAGAUUGGUGAAACAAAAGGAGCAUGGCAUUUCACAAUCCCCAUCAAAUUAAAAAUUAAAUCUAAACAAGGCUGUGCAUAAAAAAAUCUUCAAAAGUGUAAACCCUUAAAAGAGAAAUGGAGUCACCAUCGGCCUCAUUAGAUGCUUCGAGCUCCAAGAAACGAGCGAGGAAGUCCAAUUUUACGGAUGCUGAGGUGAAAGCAUUGCUGCAACAGUUGGCAGUGGAAGCAGAUGUAGCCCUCUCACCUCUCUGUGAUGGUCCUACAAAUAAAAUGAAAGCAGAGGCAUGGGAGCGUAUUGCAACAAGAAUGAAUGCUUGCAGCGAAGAGAUACGAACUCCAGAUGAGCUCAGAAGUAAGUGGAGGUGUCUGAAAAAGGCAGUGGCUAAGCAGCUUCAAAAGCAGAUGAAGACAGGCAUAGAGGCAAGACCACUUCCUUACCAGGACAUCAUAAUCUCCCUCUCUGUACGCAACAAAAGUCUAUUCAUGGACUGGGAAGAGCAAUCAAAUCUCAGCCUAGAUUCUGGCCCACAGACUCCAGAAGAUAGCACUGCCUUCCAAGAAAUGCAGAACUGCUUCACAGACAAAGCUGAACCAUCCUCUGCUUCCUCACCUCCAGAUGUUCCCUCAACCUCUUCGGUGACUGAAGUCAAAGACAGUGAGGAGAGAGACGAUGAUGAUAUUCUGGAGAGUGGUCCUCUGAAAAGAGGCUUCCCUUCUGUGCUUUCAACUUUGUCAUCAAAAAAACUGAAAACUGUGUCAGACACAGCACGUUGUGAAAAACUAGUGCAAGAAAAUGUCUGGAUGAACUGUGGAUUAUUAGACAAUGCUGAUGCUCAACAAAAGUCUCUCUUUGCCCGAUAUCUCCAGAGUGAAAUUGUCAAAAACAGAGCAAAGAAAAUUCUUAUUGAAAAUCUCAACAGAAAAGUUCUUUUGGAAAUUGAAAAAUUGGAGAGAGAGCUUGGUGACACAAACGAUCAAGAUCUGGGAUAAACCGAUAAAAAAAGAAGAUGGUGCUACUGCUGAAAGCAAUAGCACUGAAUUACUGGAAAUAUUAUCUAAGUCAAACUAAAAUUCACCUAGUACAGGAUACCUCUGUAAAUGGUGUGCAGAGAGACCAUUUUCUGAAUUCCAGCAUUCAUGCCUGCUGUCACAAAACAUGAUAAAAUACAUUCAUAUCCUAGAAAGAAGAAAAUAAGAUUUUGAUUAUCAAUUUUGUUUUCAAAAGAAGAUGAAGAAUGGAAAUACAGUUCCUGUUACUGCCAGACUGACUGCUAAUAACAUGGUCUAUAACCCCUUCAUAGUUGACAAAAUAGGGAAGUUUAAUAACUGACUUAACCAGUAAACCUGGCAAUUUUUUUCCUACUUCAAGUCGUUAAACAGCUGGUCACAAGACAGCAUUUUUUUCUACAGUGAGUUGAUAAACUGGUUAAACAAAAUUGUAAUAUGAUUUUAUUAUGCUCUUGUUUCUUAUAGAGAAGGGAUAAUUAUGACUGGGACGGAAACAAACUUGGGAUAGGGAAAAUACUCGUAGAGAAGCUGGACUAGCCUUCCACUAUAAUGCAGGACAUACAUAUACGUUGAAACCUAUUGAAUGAGUUCAUUGUGCAUGUGGAUUAAUUGUUCUUAAAGUUUAUGAAAAUUAUUCUGAAGAAGUUAUUCAGGCUUUCUUCAUGGUUCACACUUUAAUGGAUUUAAUAUUACUUUUAGAGUCGUCAUAAUCCAGAACACGCUUGCACACAUACAUGUAAAUAUUUUAUAUAAACAAAAAUAAACAGAAAUAAAACCAAUUUUUACAAAUGUUCUAAUUGCCAUGGAAUCAGCAGUGGACAUGGAAAUGUAAUUCAUUAACCAUCAUGUGUGACAUGAAAUUCUGGUAAGGAGCAGAAGCAUGGUGCUGUACAAUUUAGUAAGGGACUUUAGUAAGGAUAUUCAAGAUGAUGCUGGUGGUGAAGUGCUAGUGCACCUGUAAUCAGUCCUCUUGCUCACAGUUGACAUGUAUCAGGUCCUCAUUCUCUAACCUGAACUGCCUGAAAUUGUUUCAUCAGAGUUGAUUGAAUAUAUGUGUGUGUGUUCCAAUUAGAUGGAAGAAUAUGAUGUCAAUAGGAUUUGGCAAUACUGAAGAGGUAAUAACUCUGAAAUCUUCAUUUAAGAUAAUAAAAAAAAGUUCCCAUGCCUUUUCCAAAUAUUUUGUUAAUUUUUCCAUUUUUUUUAAUUUUUUAUUUAUUUAUUUUUUAGAAAUCCAGGAAUCCCUCUGACAGUGUUUAUCUUUUUAUGUAUCUUCUUUACAUAACAACUAUAAUAAAGAUGUGGGGGAAAAAACCCAGUUGAUGAGGCUUUUUAGUAUCAUAUAAUUACCUCUGUUGGAAUUUUAUGAAUUAAAUGUAUUCAGUUAUCAUCAACCAAAAAAGUAAUUUGUAGAUAAUAUUAAUUUGUGCUUGUUUUGCUAUUUAUGUUGAAAACCUUAGAGUCACCAAACAGUGAGUUUUAAAAUUUUCAAUUAAAUAAUUGUACCUGUAACGAUGAAAAACAUAAAUCAUGAAUGAUAAAUUUGUGAUAAUUGGCAAUUUCUUCUUAAUGCAUUCAUCAGUGUUUGGAUGUAUUGUACAAUUAUAUUCCUGAUAUUCAAGAUUUAACUGUCAAUACGGACAAAUUGACGCAAUCCAACUGAAGUUAUGAAGACAUGCAGGUGCGAACUGUAUAGGAAGAGUUCAUUGUUCUGCAUGCCUGAACAUAAUAUCCAUGGCACCUUACAGUAAACUUUAGAGUGGAUUACUCUAUAUUUUGUAGAGUAUGAAUCCUGAAUUUGCUUUCCUGUGGAAUAUCCAACACAAACAUUAUUCUGAUACAGUAAAGUCAAGCUGCUUAUUACCAUCUCGUGCUAAGUUGUAAUAAAAAUCACCUUUACCUAGCAAGGCUAGGUCUAUGUGUAACUGAUAAUACAUCAGACUCUUUCAACGAUGAUGCAGACUGGGGUUGUCUUCUUUCUUUCCUUGCCAUCCAUAUAGUUUUCAAUAAACUAGCUCUUAAUCUCCUGAGAA